Molecule: messenger RNA, 2636 nt
Organism: Apaloderma vittatum (bar-tailed trogon)
Lineage: Eukaryota; Metazoa; Chordata; Aves; Trogoniformes; Trogonidae
Gene: RPGR
Product: retinitis pigmentosa GTPase regulator
Exons: 15
Source: RefSeq, a predicted model, not a curated record
AAUCAGGUGCUGUUUUCACAUUUGGCAAAACCAGAUUUGCAGAAGAUAUUCCUAGCAAGUUCUGGUUCAAAAAUGACAAGCCUGUACUUAUAUCAUGUGGAGAUGAACAUACUGCUAUUGUUACAGGGAAUGGUAAGCUGUACAUGUUUGGCAGUAACAACUGGGGCCAGUUAGGAUUAGGAUCAAAGAACACUGUGACCAAACCAACAUGUGUUAAAGCUUUAAAACCAGAAAAAACAAAACUUGCUGUUUGUGGAAGAAACCACACCUUAGUUUACACAGAAAAAGGAAAUGUGUAUGCUGCUGGAGGUAACAGUGAAGGUCAGUUGGGAUUAGGUGACACAGAAGAAAGGACCACAUUUCAUGUGAUCAGUUUUUUUACCAACCAGCACAAGAUCAAACAGCUAGCAGCUGGAUCAUACACCUCAGCAGCAGUAACUGAGGAUGGGCAGCUUUUUGUGUGGGGUGACAAUUCGGAAGGUCAGAUUGGCUUGGCUGGUGAAGCCUGUGUCAAUGUCCCUUGUCAAGUGGAUAUUGGAAAACCUGUUUCCUCUGUAUCCUGUGGAUAUUAUCACUCUGCCUUGAUAACAGGAGAUGGUGAGCUCUAUACUUUUGGAGAAGCUGAGAAUGGGAAACUGGGAUUAUUGCCCGAACAGCUGAAGAACAAUAGAGUCCCACAGCCUGUACGGGGAAUUAUGGAAAAGGUUAAUAAAGUCGCCUGUGGUGGAGAACACACAGUGGUGCUGACAGAGACAAAUGUAUAUACUUUUGGUCUUGGACAAUAUGGGCAGCUGGGACAUGGUACCUUUAUUUUUGAAACGUCAAUACCGAAGUCUGUGAAACACUUGAAGAGGCAUAAAAUAUGUAAUGUUACAUGUGGGGAAAAUCAUACUGCUGUCAUAGCAGAGAACGGCCUUAUGUUUACUUUUGGAGAUGGGCGACAUGGCAAGUUAGGCCAUGGAGAAGAGAAUUUUACAAAUCAGUUUGAUCCCACUCUGUGUCAUAAUUUCUUGAGAUUCACCGUCCUUUUGGUUGCUUGUGGUGGUUGUCACAUGCUAGUUUUUGCUGCUCCAAGACCUAAAGGAUCUGAAGAAGUACUCUUAGAAGAUUUACAUGAGAGCCGUUUGACUACUACUUUCUCUAAAAUAAGUGGAGAGUCACCACUAGCGAACACCUUACAACUAACAUCAGCACGAAUGCGACGUCGAGAGAGGGAAAAGUCACCAGAACAGUUUAUUCGAAUGGCACAAACUCUGCCUGCACUGGGAGAAAGAUUCUCCAAACCUUCCCUGCCUGUGUCUAGCAACACUAGCCCACUCUGGUUUUCUGCAACGAGUCUUCGUAGAGCUGAACCUGUGAAGCACAGAGGCCAUCACAAAAAAGAAGAGAAUCAUCAGAAAGAUAAACCUGGUGAAAGCUCUGCAGAAGAAGAUUCAGAUAAUGAAAGUAAUGACAGAAACCUUGGAGAUACAACGGACGUCCUAAAUAUGACACAUGCAAUGAAAUUGAAUCCCAGUGACCAGUCCUUAAAAUUAUCACCACUUCAAAAACAAAAGCAGGAGAGUGAAGGCAGUGAAGAGGGUGAAAGUGAAAAACUAGAUGAAACAGAUGACAGUGAAGGCAAAUUAGGGGAGGAAGAAGAAGAGAGUGAAGCUAAAAGAGAUAGAGUUGAAGAAGUUACAGAGGAGAAAUGUGCAAAAGAGGAAGACACUGAAAAAGAAGAGGAGGAACAGGUUAAAUGUGAGGGAAGAGAUGAAAGUGAGGAAGAAGGUGAAGAUAGAGAGGGGGAGGAAGUAAAAGAGAUAGAGGCAGAAGAAGAAAGAGAAGAUGAAAAGGAAAAUGAAGAAGAAAAACAAAGAGAGAAUGGAAAAGACAGUGAAGAGGAGUUAGAAGAAUCAUUGGCAGGAAGGGAAGAAGAAGAGGUAUCCAGAGAAGAGCAGGAAGAUGCAAAUAGGAAGACUAAGGAGGUGGGGGAGGAGGGAUUUGAAGAAAAAGGAAAAGAGAGGGAGGAUGAAGUGGAAGAAGAAAGAGAAGAUGAGGAGGAAGAGGAAGGAGCAGAGGCAGAAGCAGAAGGGGAGGAGGGGCAAGAAGAUGAAAACAAGGAAGAUGAGGAGGAGGAAGAAGGAGCAGAGGAAGAAGCAGAAGGGGAGGAGGAGGAGGAAGAAGAUGAAAACAAGGAAGAGGAGUGGGAAAAUGAAGAAAAGGAAGGGGAAGAAGAAGAGGGAGAAGGAGUGGAGGAAGAAGAGGGAGAAGAUGAAGUGGAAGAAGAAAGAGAGGAGGAAGAAGAGCAAGAAGGAGAGAAGGAAGAAGGGGAAGAGGGAGAAGAGGGAGAGGAGGAACAAGGUGAUGAGGAAGAGGGGAAGGAGGGAGAAGAGGAAGGAGAUGUGGGAGAGGUGGAAGAAGAGGAUGAAGGAGAGGUGGAAGAAGAGGAAGGAGAGGAGGAAGAAGAGGAUGAGGGAAAGGAGGAAGAAGAGGAAGAACAAGGAGAAGAGGGAGAGGGCGAAGAAGAAGAAGAGGAAGGUGAUGUAGGAGAGGAGGAAGAAGAGGAUGGGUCCAAACAGCAUGUAGCAAAUGGUUUACAUAAUUCAGAGCAAUUUUGGAACAACGUGCUACCUCAUUAUUUAACACUAAAGUAG